AUGAAGACCGGUAUUGCUGCUGCCACCGUUGCUGGCCUUUUGGCCUCCUCGGCCUUGGCCACUCCUGCCAACCCUCACUCUGGCUGGGCUGGCAAUGGUAACAAGCAGACUUCUACUCCCUUUGGCUACAAGGCUGGCUCCAAGCAGUCUGUCGACAACAUGAAGAAGCAGAUCAAGAACGUUGUCUGGAUCUUGCUUGAGAACCGUUCCUUCGACAACAUCCUUGGUGGUGUCCGUGGCCGCGGUUUGGACAACCCUACCAACAACGGUGAUUACUGUAUCCCCCAGAACACCAGCGACCCCAACAGCAAGAAGUACUGCACCGGCAACAAGAACUUUGACUCCGUUGCCCACGACCCUGACCACUCGGUCACUGGUAACAACUUUGAGUUCUAUGCCCAGUAUGCCCCCAGCAACGACGACAUUGCUUCUGGCAAGCUCAACGCUACUCAGCAGGGUUUCCUUGAGAAGCAGUUGACUAAAUACCCCACCGUCACUCCCGAGGUUGCUGCUGAGGAGGUCAUGGGUUACUAUACCGAGGAGCAGAUCCCUGUCCUUGUCAACUUGCUUGACCAGUUCACCACCUUCAACUACUGGUUCUCUUGCGUCCCAGGACCUACCAACCCCAACCGUUUGUGUUCCGUUUCCGGUACCCCCGAUGGUCACGGAAAGAACGACAAAGACUUCGAUGUCUCCGCCAUCCCCAUCAACAGCAUCUUCCAGGAGGCCACCUCCAAGGGCAUCAGCUGGCUCAACUACGACGGCACCAACGGUGCUUUCAACCCCGACAGCUUGUUCUUUAACUGGACCAAGACCAACUCUCCUAAGAGCGUCGUCCCCAUUCAGAACUUCUUCCAAGAUGCUUACUUGGGUCAACUUCCUCAAUUGUCCUACCUCAACCCCUCUUGCUGUGGCGCCAACACCAACUCCAUGCACCCCAACGGUAACGUCUCCUACGGUGAGAUCUUCGUCAAGCAGAUCUACGAGGCCCUCCGCAACGGUCCUCAGUGGGAAGAGUCUCUCCUCCUCUUGACCUACGACGAGGCCGGCGGUUUCUAUGAUCACGUUCCUUCCCCUGCUGCUGUCCGCCCCGACAACAAGACCUACUCCGAGAAGGCCAAGAACGGAGAAACCUACACUCUCACCUACGACCGCUACGGUGGCCGUAUGCCCACUUUCUUGAUCUCUCCUUUCUCCCAACCCGGCCACACUGAGAACUAUGGUAUCAACCCUGCCACUGGUAACCCCGAGCCUUACAGCGCCACCUCCGUGCUCAAGACUCUUGGUUUGCUUUGGGAUUUUGAUGACUUUACUCCUCGUGUUUCCAACUCUCCUUCCUUCGACCACUUGAUUGGACCUUUCCUUCAGUGGAAGACCUGGCAGUUGCCCGUUCCCAAGACCUUCUAA
This is a messenger RNA of Talaromyces marneffei, 1407 nucleotides long. RefSeq lists its product as uncharacterized. The coding region runs from base 1 to 1407 and encodes 468 amino acids. Gene Ontology annotation, biological process: phospholipid catabolic process. The record is from RefSeq and is a predicted model, not a curated record. The transcript is spliced from 2 exons. Gene Ontology annotation, molecular function: hydrolase activity, acting on ester bonds. Lineage: Eukaryota; Fungi; Ascomycota; Eurotiomycetes; Eurotiales; Trichocomaceae.